This is a messenger RNA of Atta colombica, 324 nucleotides long. RefSeq lists its product as uncharacterized. The record is from RefSeq and is a predicted model, not a curated record. Bases 16 to 324 code for a protein of 102 amino acids. The transcript is spliced from 4 exons. Lineage: Eukaryota; Metazoa; Arthropoda; Insecta; Hymenoptera; Formicidae.
UCGCGCAUUGCAACAAUGGUUGUUCAUUGGGAUGUAAAUGCCUUUGAGGAGGAGAUAUCGCACAACAAUAAAAAACACGGAGAAAAAUUCACAAGUAGCAAAAUGGACAGCAGAAUAUUUUUCUCAAGACAUUCUAUCAGUUUUCUAUGUAAACCAAGACCCCGUAGACCAUUAGAAGGAUAUGUGCGUCGUUCGAGUUCUGUACAAUAUGAACCAUGGAAAAUGCAAAAUUUUCAUAAGAUGUACAUGCAACCUGUAUCACAAACUAAAUGUGAGAAAUCUUCUAAAAAUAAAGAAUCAUCAACGGAAAACUCUUUGGACUAA